This is a messenger RNA of Physella acuta, 387 nucleotides long. RefSeq names its product sporozoite surface protein 2-like. The record is from RefSeq and is a predicted model, not a curated record. Lineage: Eukaryota; Metazoa; Mollusca; Gastropoda; Physidae.
AUGUCGACCAAACCACCCUGUCAUCCUAACCAUCCUGUCACCAAAACCACCAUGUCGCCCAAACCACCCUGUCAUCCUAACCAUCCUGUCACCAAAACCAUCCUGUCACCAAAACCACCCAGUCGACCAAACCACCCUGUCGACCAAACAACCCUGUCACUCAAACCACCCAGUCACCCAAACCACCCAGUCACCCAAACCACCCUGUCACCCAAACCACCCUGUCGACCAAACCACCCUGUCACCCAAACCACACUGUCACCAAAACCACCCAGUCACCCUAACCACCCUGUCACCCAAAACCACCCAGUCACCCAAACCACCCUGUCACCCAAACCACCCUGUCACCCAAACCACCCUGUCAUCCAAACCACCCUGUCAUCCUAA